CUAGGGAAGAUUAGAGAAUACUGGCUGGGUACGGUGGUCUGCAUCGGCGGCUUCUUGUUUGUAUAUGACUCUGGAAUGCGAGUGUUGCUUCCCCACUGCGGAGGCGUGCUGACCCUAGCCUCAUUCGUUGACUCGUCCCGAUAUGCAACGGCCCAUAAGAUCCGCGGCAACUCUCUUGCCGUAGGCCUGCACUAAGCCGGUGCCUUCGCCGCCUGCUUCGUGACAUCGCCCGUCACGAACUGGUUGGGUCGGAGCAAGGCGCUGAUGUUGUCGUCAGUCUUCUGUGGCGGUGCCAUCAUCCAGACGAUCGACACGCACUCCAUGGGCGCCUUCUCCACUGGGAGAAUCAUUGCGGGAGUCGGAUUCAGCGCUAGCUCAGUCGUGGUGUCCAUGUUCAGCCACGAGAUGGCGCCUAAGGAGCUGCGCGGCCAGAUUGGAAGCUUCUUCCAAUUGAUGUACACUAUAGGCAUCUUCGCCUCCUACUGGGUCGACUACGGAGUUCUUAAGGGGGUUUCGUCGUCCAAAGCCAUGCAAUGGCAGAUCCCCAUUGGCCUCCCGCUCGUCCCCGCCGCAUAGCUGGGACUCGGCAUGCUGACGUUGAAGGAAUCUAUCCGAUGGAUUACGCAAAAAGCUAGACACAAGGAAGCCUGGGAGAGCCUCAAAUGGAUCCGUGCCGAUGUAUCGCAAGACACAGUCGACGAAACGGAGGAGAUUCGCACCGGUGUUGAGAUGGAGGAGCGCGGGACUGAGGGCUUCUGUCUCAAAGUAGAACUUCUCAGAUGGCCUAACUUCAAGCGCAUCUUCACGGUUUUUGCUGUCUUCACCGCACAGUAAGGCACGUGCCACGGCUUCCGCACAUUUCGGUCCGCAAUACUUCAUCAGCCUUGGCACUUUCUUUUUUCUUGAGGAGACGAAGGGUCCGCCUGGAAGAGAUCGCCUAUAACAACUUUUCGUAAGGUACAGAAUUUCAAGGACGUUGACUCCGAGCGCAUUCGCAUCUAGUAAGGAUCCUCGAU
Lindgomyces ingoldianus is the source of this 1016-nucleotide messenger RNA. RefSeq names its product general substrate transporter. NCBI's taxonomy places the organism in Eukaryota, Fungi, Ascomycota, Dothideomycetes, Pleosporales, Lindgomycetaceae. Gene Ontology annotation, cellular component: membrane. The record is from RefSeq and is a predicted model, not a curated record. Gene Ontology annotation, biological process: transmembrane transport; carbohydrate transport. The transcript has 4 exons. The coding region runs from base 265 to 576 and encodes 103 amino acids. Gene Ontology annotation, molecular function: carbohydrate:proton symporter activity.